AUGUUAGGAUUACGUGGUCGCUCGUUAAUGGCACUACCAACGGCGGCUUCAGGUCAAUUUUCGACUUUAUAUUUCAAGUCGAUUCAAAGUAUUCAUCCAAAAACCAAUGGCAUUACUUCUCAAGCAACGCAGUUUUCUCAGCAGUUACGAUAUUCGUCUAUAAACCAAAUACUCAAAUCAAAGCAUUUUGAUCCUGUGAAAAAGCGUCCUACAAAAUCACCAGAUUUAGAACGAUGUCCGUUCAAAAAGGGUGUGAUACUACGUAUAAUGGUUUUGAAGCCAAAGAAACCAAACUCAGCUUUGAGAAAGUGUUGUAGAGUAAGAUUAACCAAUGGGAAAGUGAUAAGUGCUUUAAUCCCCGGAGAGGGCCACAAUUUGCAAGAGCAUCAUGUUGUUUUAGUUCGUGGCGGUAGAGUUCAAGAUGUGCCUGGUGUAAAGUACCAUUUGGUUAGAGGGGCCUUUGAUCUAGUCGGUGUUGCUAAUAGAAUGUCAUCGAGAAGUAAAUAUGGUGUAAAGAAACCAAAACAGUAG
This is a messenger RNA of Lodderomyces oxycetoniae, 531 nucleotides long. RefSeq names its product mitochondrial 37S ribosomal protein uS12m. Gene Ontology annotation, molecular function: structural constituent of ribosome. The record is from RefSeq and is a predicted model, not a curated record. Lineage: Eukaryota; Fungi; Ascomycota; Pichiomycetes; Serinales; Debaryomycetaceae. Gene Ontology annotation, biological process: translation. The transcript has a single exon. Bases 1 to 531 code for a protein of 176 amino acids. Gene Ontology annotation, cellular component: small ribosomal subunit; ribosome.